Molecule: messenger RNA, 5453 nt
Organism: Lineus longissimus
Lineage: Eukaryota; Metazoa; Nemertea; Pilidiophora; Heteronemertea; Lineidae
Exons: 24
Coding region: 166-4110 (1314 amino acids)
Source: RefSeq, a predicted model, not a curated record
GAGUCCAACGACGACCACAACAGCGAAAUUUCUAAAAUUUUGCACUUGUUUAUCAUUUAAAAAUCUCGAUGAAUAGGGGCCUACAUGAUAUGAUACCUGAUUUCAACCCUGUGAACGAUAAGUUGGUUUCAGCAUUAUUUCUGGAGCUAAAGAACGCAGAAUAAUAUGACAACUGUUGUUGAAGAGGGUGUCCUUCAGAGAUUCUCUGCCCCACUCUGGAGAAAGACAAAUUAUCUUCAAAGAUGGAGACGAAUAGAAAACAUGGUCCUGCGGGAGGAGGCAGGUGGUUCAUUCACCCUCCACAAAGCUGACUGCAGUGAAAACAGUGCAUCAAAAUAUAAUUUUUGGAAGGUUGAGGUCCGUCCAUCUAACCCAACUGACACAAAAAAAACGAAGGACUUUCUUGGAUUUGAACUGCUGUUACACAUGAGAGGUGAGGAUGAAGAGGAAGAUAAAGAAUGGAUACCAUUUCGCUGUGAAAGUUUACAGGAGCAAAGGCGAUGGAUGAUCAGUCUGGGUUACACUGGAGAUGGCAUGUUCUCAAAUGGAGAUCCACAUUCCCAGCCUCUUGAGAGCUGGGUUGGAAAAUGGGAUGUGAUUCAUCCAGCCAUGAUGACAGCUCAAGUCAUCACAGCCAAAACUGAGCAGCAAGAGAAGCGAGAAAAUCCUGGUGGUGGUGAUGAUCCCACUCUUCCUAGCUAUAAUGAUGUUAUGGAACAAACUGGAAUGUUCAGUAUUGAAUUUGCUAUGCAAAUGCAUAGACGGGAGCAUUGUGGUGACCACCCGGCACCACCACCAUUGCCUCCUGUCCUGCAGCACCGCCGCCCUGUCGAUGACAGCGUCCUCCCACCUCAUGGGCCACCAAUCUUCUGGCCUGUCAGUAUAGGUUUUGGGAAAGAGAUCAGACUCCCCGAUGAUAUCCAACUACUCUGGGAUGCAAACUUGAAUCGAAAUGUGUUCCUUGAUCAUAAAACUCAAAUAGUGACAUGGAUAGACCCUCGUCCACCUCUCUUGCCCCCUCCAAAUGUUGAAAAACAGAUGAUUCUGUAUGGUGAUACCAAAAGAGGAAUUCCAAAGGAGCCGAAUUCCAUGUCUACCUUCAGUUACCUCUACAGUUUUGCACAAUCUGUGCGCGAUAAGCCACAUGGCUUGGAGAUAAAAGCUGAAGGUAUUCCAGGCAGCCAUGGUAGAUCUGGGCAAAUAGGAUCGCAUGGUUAUACUGGAGCACACGGCUCUUCUGGUUUUGGCUCAGGAGGAAAUGGUCAUCCUGGAGGUCCAGGGGGGCCUGGGGGGCCAGGUGAAAGAGGCCAGGAUGCUGUAUCUGGCACUCAUGCUAGUGAUCUACAGGUGCAUGUAGGUGGUGAUACAGAGAAGCUGCAGAUAUCUGGCACAGUGACUGAAUGGGCCUAUCUAGGCGGCUUAGAAAAUGAGCAUGUUGUCUUCUUAAAUGCUCGGGGUGGUGAUGGGGGACAUGGAGGAGCUGGUGGGCAAGGUGGUCAUGGUGGAACAGGUGGUCAAGGUGGGAAGGGUGCCAGGGGGAGAGAUGGCCACUCUAGCCAUUCUACCGGAGGCAGAGGUGGAAAUGGAGGUCCCGGAGGAAAUGGCGGGGAUGGAGGGUUUGGUGGACCAGGUGGACCAGGUGGAGAUGGUGGCCAUGCUGGUGACUCAGGAAUGGGUGGAAAUGUCCAAGUCUCUGCGUAUGAUCCAAGGAUAUUUAUGCUGAUUGGUGUUGAUGCUUGUCCGGGUACUAAAGGAAAUGGUGGACGUCGAGGAGAUGGUGGCUUUGGUGGGAAGGGCGGCCACGGUGGCUCUGGUGGAUCUGGUGGACAUGGGGGCCGUGGCGGACCCGCGGGGGAAAAUAGAUCAGCUGGUUCGAGUGGAUCAUCAGGAAGUCAUGGAAGAAGUGGUCAUAGUGGGGGUUCUGGACUUACAGGUUCAGCUGGAAACGAUGGCAAUGAUGGUCAAACUGGAGAGACUGGUAGUAUUCUUUGGACAGUUCUCGACCCGACCACUAAAGCAGUACUAUGUCAGACUGGCGUUAGAUAUGAGAUUCUCACUCUUGAUUAUGUAGUCACUUCAGAAGUAAAUGACGGAAUCUUUGAACCAAAUGAGAAGAUAUUCGUCAAUGGACUGGUUGUACAGAAUGUUGGGGAGAUGUAUUGUCCUGAUGGAGCCGAGGUGACCUUCAAAAGUACUCAAACAGUAAACUUCGUCCCUGCCAAAUAUGUCUUACCUGUUAUUGAGUCUGCUCACAGAUUUGAUGUCCCAGAAACCUAUGUUGGACGUAUUUUCGAUGUGCCCUGUCCAAAUAGUCCCGGGGCAUACAAAGGCAGUGCAGAGGUUAUCUCAAGGGUACAUAUGCUGAACAGGCCUUUUGAUAGUGGAUUCCGCAAAGUCACUUUGGAUGUCCAGUACCCCAUCAAGCUAGAGUCCAUCAACGCACCCUCACAAAUGGGUCGGGGUGAAGAGAAUUUUGUCCAUGUUACGUUGAAAAAUAUAUCAACUAUGCCUUAUGGAGAUGGAAUGGACAGUGGAGGCUUCCUUGAAGUCAGGGUGAGGCUUGACCGUCGCAUUCUUCCAGUUGCUAAACAAGAAUUGAUGGAGAAUCAACCGUAUAUGCUGACCUUUCACCCUGCUACGAGAGACAGUGUCCAUGCUCGAAUAUAUCACAUUGCCCCAAACAGUACCCUCACUGUUACUCUGCCAAUCUACAUGGAGGGAGGAGCGGAACUUUUUGAUCGGUGCCUUGUACAAGCAGACGUAUUCUUGAGAGGAAAGCUUAUUGAAUACAACCAACAUCUGAUCAGAGUGUGUCCGUACUACGUCAAGCGUGACCCACCAGCGGACGUGCUCCUUGUCACAGGCCCCGAGAUCACACGACCUCACUUCAUCCUCUGGCAGACGAUGUUUGAGAUGCUGGAUGUCACUCUGGACUUCUGGGAUGUUGAGAGAUACAACGGAAUGUCACUUGAUUCAACUACUAGUCAGAGACACCCUGUGACAUGGCUUGACCGUUACGGUGGCCGCAUGAUUCUCUACCCUUUCAACACCCCUCAGAAUGUCUUAGGUGAGGACAUCGUGAGCCAUUUCUAUCGAGGAGGUGACUUGUCAGAGGAUCAGGACUCCUCCGUGCUCCUCCUCACAAACAACAGGGACUUGGCAGAUCCAAAAGUUUACAUGAAAAGAAUGAAUGAGGAACUCACACGCUGGCAACCAGCUGUGGAUCUUGGCAAUAGAUUUGGUGGGAAACAUCUUUUCCAUCCAGAAUUUUGUGCAUGCUGCUGUUGUUCUAAUCCAGCCAAAAGAAAAGCCAAAUCCAUCUUGAAGAAACUCGAGGAGAGGAACUCCAUGAAUUCCUACAUACUUUAUAGCAAAACUGUGAACUAUGAGAAGCGUGCUACCUUCACCUACGACUAUGGCUCUCUAGAUGUUCGGUCCGUCCCACUUCACAGAGGUUCGAACUUCCACUUGGUGAAUAAUGAGCUCCUGUUGCAGUUGGGCCUUGAUGAUGUCAAGCUAACACCAGCUGCCACUGAAAUACCGCUUGGGUCGAACUUUGGACAGGUGCUUCUGAUGGUGAUCCUGAAUCUCCCACUCCACGCCAAGACCCACCUCCUGGAGUCUGGACAGUCAGAUGGUCCAAAACGUCUGCUGACAACCCCUAAUGGUGCAAAGUUUACAUUACGGCGCUUGACUGUCAUGUCACUGGAAGAAUACUUGUGUUUUGAAAUCAUGGCCAAACCUCGGAUGCCUGCCCGAUUUGAGCUCUUAGUCCAAGAGAUACAAAACAAUGGACAGGUUUACGCUGCAGAGGAUAUUGCCCCGUACGUCUACCUAUCUGCAGCUGCAUUUGUCCAAGAAGCCAAAAAGUGUUCAGGGUCCUAUAAAAGUCGUGCAAGAGAUCUCUAUAAGGAAUUGCACAGCAGUUUGAAGAGACAUGGGGAUAAAGCUGAACAGAAGGAAGCCCGUAGUGCUGCAGAGAGCAUGCUGGAUGAUAAGGUACGUGUCACGUACAAGAUGCUACUGAGACAGGACUACCUACAUCACUGCCACCGCUUGAGGGUCAAGGACAAAAUGUAUGACUUAUCAAAAUCUGGUGAAAUGUGGUAGUUGGAUGAAAUGAUAAGCAAAAGAUGAUAUGAGUUUCGCCCGGACUAUGUGUGUAUGAGUUCAAUACAUGUACAUAAGAUGUGUUCAAAUAUUCUAUUAAAUAUAUCUAGUCUUGUCCUAUAUGUUAGAUGGCAGCACCUCAAUUUUACUAAUAUAUCUUCCUUCAUUGUCAUUUGUGUACCAGUAAAAUAACGUUAUGGCUGUACGGUAGUAAAAGGAGGUGAUCCGCAAUGCUUGUUAGAAUUUGUUAACUUGUACAUAGUUAUGUUUUAUAACAUUAGAAAUGUUUUUGGUUUUUAUGGAAUGUUUGAGCGAAAUGCUACUACAUGUUUUGUCAAAGCGGCCUAUACACCUUUUGUUACUUUUGAGAUAAUACCAUUUUGAAUUUAUGCUCAACGAGCUCUAUUUGAUCUACAUGUAGGUCUCUCUGAUAAAUUAGAUACUUCAUGUAGGAAUAGAAUCUGUCCAUAUGUCUUUCACUUAUACAAAAGUACUGAUAUAGUGCAUGUAUUAAAGUGUACAUAUUUGUACCGCUGCAAUACAAUUUUGAAUUUUGUAACGUGUCUUUCCAAGUCAUUCCUUGUAUGUCUGCCUAAAGUAAUUUCCUACUACACGUACAUAUUUUGUGAACGUUUUUACAUUCAUGGUAAUCAUGACAUUAACCUGUAUGUAUUAGAAUGAGCUUCAUUUUGGGGUAUUGUUUGUAAUCUGAUGAUGAAGGAGAAGAGGAAUGAUAAUACACAUGAGAGGAAAGAAACUUUGGGUUGAUUACAUGGUAUAUUUUACAGAUGUAUAGUAUAAAAUAUGCAGUUUUAAUAGUUUGUACAAUGUACAUGUAGAAUAUCUAAUAGGUCCAUAAUCAUACCUGAAAAGUGUAUAAACAUUAGUGCUGUAUAGGAGAGUAUGCAGAUGUGAUGUUAAUUUGCCACAACAAGAAUGAGCAAAGAUAUGCCGGUGACCUAGGUCUCCACUUGAAACGCAAACUGUGCACUGAUCACCUGUCAUCCACUAGUUCAACCUCAAGUAGGAGAGGCUCUUCCACUGCAUCAAAGGAUUACUGCUCAUGUGAUGUUGGUUGUAAACUAGACAAACGAGAACAUUUAUAAUGGUAGGUGUUCUUGAGACAAACCAAACUGAUCAUCUAAUAUGUCAGCUGUUCAAAAGACAAGCCAAGCCAAAGCGCUCAGAUGUUAGAACUGGUGUUCUCUGGAGAAGCCAAUCUAUUGUUGACUUAUACUCAGAAUAUUAAAACAGACAUUAGUUUCUGUAACUAUUUCCUUAGAAUGCCACUGAACAUAUUUGUAAGUCAUGCUUACAUGGGUGCAAUAAAUGUCAUUCAGUCA